Molecule: messenger RNA, 1058 nt
Organism: Gambusia affinis (western mosquitofish)
Lineage: Eukaryota; Metazoa; Chordata; Actinopteri; Cyprinodontiformes; Poeciliidae
Exons: 5
Coding region: 5-655 (216 amino acids)
Source: RefSeq, a predicted model, not a curated record
CAGGAUGAAGGUCUGUCUCACUCUGAUCUGCCUCCUCUUCCUCACAGCUCUGCAGGAUGGAGAAACUGUGGGAACCUUCAGAGGAAAGGAAGGAGGAAGCAUCACAGUUAGAUGUGAAUUUGGUUAUUUUGGAGAGAAAAGGUUCCUCUGUAAGGAAACUUGUGAAGGAGAAAAUAUUCUCAUUGAAACAACUGAAGAGAGAGAUGAGAGAGGAAGAUUCAGCAUCAGAUAUGAAAAAAGAGCAACUUCAAGAUCUGAUUUUCUACAUGUGAACAUCACUGACCUGAAACCAUCAGACUCUGGACGGUACUGGUGUCGCUCAGAUGGAACCUUUGCUGGAACUUUAUACGAUCAGUUUGAUCUUGUUGUGACUGAAGAUUCUUCAAAACCAAAAUCGACUCCAAGAACUUUUCUAGGAUCAACUUUUCUCCCUACAUCAACUCAGAGUUUCUCUCCAUCUGAAACCAUCAAACUCUCUGAGAAACCAGCUGCAGCUUCAGGUCAGCAGCUUUAUCUGAUUCUGUCUAAUGUCGUCAAGAUCGUCUUGUUAGCAACACCUCUGGUGAUUUUCUGCUGGAAGAGGAGAACCAUGAAAAGUAAAGAUUCUGCUGUGGAAACUGAGAACGCAGGUGAAAUAUUUACAAUUUAUUCCUGAACUGAAACAAUCACAGCUCAAAGUUCAGAUGAAGAACAUUUAGUCUCAAGUUUUCACAAUUAAACAAUCAGAAAUCAAACAUAUUACACAGUUUCAUAGAGAAGCUAAAUGUUGAAAUAAGUUUUAUUACUGAAAAUAGUUCCUCUAUUCAGUGUUACAUAAGUUGUUUGAAAGAUGAUCUGAUUACUGUGCUGUGACCGUUUUAAUGUUUAUUUUUAACAUGUUUUAAAUAUGCUAAUGUUUUCAUGUUUAUAUGUUUGCCUCUUUGGUUUGAUUUAUUGUGCCCAUGUGAUAUAUAUUGGUUCUUUAUGACGACGUUUCUCUGCUUGUUUCUUUUUCUCUGUUUUAAAUUUGCUUUUGAACAAGUUUAGCAAUGAAACAAAUAAAUGUUUUUAUUAUUAUU